This is a messenger RNA of Lytechinus pictus (painted urchin), 790 nucleotides long. RefSeq lists its product as uncharacterized. The transcript has 5 exons. The record is from RefSeq and is a predicted model, not a curated record. The coding region runs from base 18 to 383 and encodes 121 amino acids. NCBI's taxonomy places the organism in Eukaryota, Metazoa, Echinodermata, Echinoidea, Temnopleuroida, Toxopneustidae.
CCAAUUGCAUAGCAGAGAUGGCCGAUGAUCGAAUAGAGGAUCCUACGUUGCUAAAUAAGUUGGAAGGGGUAAAGAUAUUCGACAAGCCAUCGAGGGAAAUGAUUGGUCCAUCAAAGGUUAAAGAGCCGAUGGGACUAAAGGCACCACAGAAAGAAAUGUCUGGUUCAUCCCAGGUCAAAAAGCUGACAGAUGUAAACCUACGAGGCCAGGCACGGAUAGUAAAGUUUCCAAGUGAGUUGAAUGACUCCCUUUCCGACACACAGAGACUACAUCUAUUUGAUCGUUGUGGAUGGAAUAAGUAUAAUCGACAUAGAAACAUCGAUCGUUACCAAAAGUAUAAACAUACUAGUAAGUGGAUUAACAUCGGACUGGAUUCAAAGUAAACACACACAAAAAGUUAUUAUAAAGUAUCAUAAUUAUACAGCCCAACCAUGUAUGUUGUGAAAAUUAAUCCUUCUAUGCGGAAAAUAAUUAUGGAUUUUGACGUUGUUCUCUAAUGGCAUUUAUUAUCUUGUGUACGGAUCAGCACACAAGGUCAUAUGGUAAUAAGUAAGCAUUAGCUUCAUUAUGAAAAUCCUCCCUGGGUUGCGAUUUUCAGUCAAGCCCUGGAAAUUGAAUCCGGUGGAAAAUGAAAAUACCAUUCCACUAUUUAGUGAAACACUCGAAAGUGACUUUGUAUUUCCAUCAUGCGGAUCGAAAAUAUAUUACAAACAACAUAUUAAGAGGCACUUUCAGGAAAAAUUAAAUUUGGAUCGUUUGUUGAAUUAUGUCACCCUUUGCAGCUGACUUA